Messenger RNA from Tachyglossus aculeatus (Australian echidna), 1155 nucleotides. RefSeq names its product theg spermatid protein like (gene SPMAP2L). The record is from RefSeq and is a predicted model, not a curated record. The coding region runs from base 97 to 1005 and encodes 302 amino acids. The transcript has 9 exons. Lineage: Eukaryota; Metazoa; Chordata; Mammalia; Monotremata; Tachyglossidae.
GCACCGACUCUCCUCUUCCUCCUCUUCUUCCUUUUCCUCCCCUUCCUCCUCCUCUUCCCCCUCCUCCCCUCCUUCCGCCGAGCCGGGGGGCUCAGGAUGACAUCGCUGGACAACGUUGGCCAUUCCUGCUCGAUCCAACGGGGAAGGAUCAGAGACCAACAGCUUUCUAAGCCCAAACGGGAGUGGGGAUCUCCAGUCAGGAGGCUGGAUUGGGGAAAUCAGGAGACUAUCCGCAGUGUGUCGGCAGGUGCCCUGAGGGCACGUCUCUCAGAGCGCCUCGAGUUCUUGGCCAGACCCAAGAAGGUUCACAGCUCUCUCUGCAGACCCAAAUACCUCUACAGCUGUGGGAGGGAAUCUUCAAUCUGGAAAUACCCACCCGGGGUGACUUUUAGCUACCCAUCAGAGCGGAUCCUGAAGUUGGCAGAACCCAAAAGAGUUCAGGAAACCUACUUGAAACGAAGGCCCCGGAGCUCCCCCGAAUGGCCCGUGAGCAGGGCCGCACUUACAUGUGAGGCUUCGGAGCAUGUGAAGAGACUUUCGCAAGCCAAAUUGCAGCACCAGGACUACUGCCCAUCUCGGACGGUUGAGACUCAGAUCCCAAGAACAGCCCUGAGGGCUCAUGCGUCCCAGCGACUGACCAGUCUUUCCCAGCCGAAAGUGAAGAGUGAAUCUCUGGUUUUGGACUUGGGGAGAAAGGAAGAGCCGAUCCGCUGGGUGUCCGAGAUGGCCAGGGAAGCAAAACCAACUCCCCGGACCAUCAAGCUUGCCCAAGCCAGGCCCCUGCCCACCGGGUACCUGCCGAUCCGAGAUGCCCAGUGGCUGGUUUCUCCUGCCGCCAUGCGUGCCUUCGCAUCUCCUCGGACGGUCCAGUUGUCUGCUCCCAUCCGGAGGGCAUCCACAAAUCUUGUCCACUUCAACCCAGAAGCCUUUUCCGUCAAGGAAAAUGCUAAAAAAGCGGUGUGUUCUCCAAGAAUCCAGGAGCUGGCCAAGCCUAUCAAGCGGUGAACCCCAUAGGCUUGAUUCUCUAGGACUUCUCAGCCCUUCUGCGUUAGGGAUUCUCUAGACAUCUCAGGGUCCCGGGCGGCCCCGGCCACUGUCCAGAAGGAGUUAGUUCAGCUCUGGGGCUGGGCCAGCCUGGGGCUAUUAAACUGCUGC